Messenger RNA from Jaminaea rosea, 1125 nucleotides. RefSeq lists its product as hypothetical. Bases 195 to 812 code for a protein of 205 amino acids. The record is from RefSeq and is a predicted model, not a curated record. The transcript has a single exon. Lineage: Eukaryota; Fungi; Basidiomycota; Exobasidiomycetes; Microstromatales.
AAUGACGACCUCGAGAAGGGUAACAAGAGUCGGCAUGUCGCAAUGCGACGAGAAGCCGACGACUUCGAGGUGUACCAUGACCGAAGGCUCGCCUGCGAGAAUCGAUACCAACACCUCUUCUGGUGAAGCAGAAUGGGCAAGUGAUUGUCUGAUGAUGUCACGCUUGUGCCCUUGACGGCGUGAGCUCCGCAGUCAUGGGCUGCGGGACUGCCAUGCCGUGCCGUAACAGGGUCCUCUUCGACCAUUACUACCACGGCCCGCUCCGGGCGCAGCUGCCAAUCACUGCCGGUGAGCAGGGCAUACGAGGACGGUCAGCAGCGUUGUCUUAUCGUCUCGCCACGAUCAUUGCGCUCGCUUCGCUUGGCACAAUGGUGAGCGGCGCGAUGGUCGAUGUCGUGAUCGAUUGGGCAAGGGCAACGCUCAUCCGUGUCCAGAGCAACAGCGGCGGCGCCUUCGCCGGAUUGUGGCACGGCAGAGUACGGUUCAAAAUUCCUACCUGGCAUGGAACGUCGUGGCAGCAAAGUAAGGCGACGCAAAGCGUCAACUCGUCGGAGAGAUGUCAACUCAGCGCAUGGCCGGAGAGAAGUGCCUACAGCCUACCCAGUCUAGUGGGCCUUGAAGGCCGCAGCCAAAUGUCCAGCAAUGGAGAGUUCAGUCUUCUACUAAGUCGACGGGGUAUGGACAUGCCAAGCCCAGCGGACGCCCGUCUGAAGUCUGAAGAAGAAGAAGCUCCCUACGGGAUGCCCCUUGGACGCCGGACAGUUGCCUCUUUCAGCAUCAAGGAUCCAUUCUUCCUCGUUCGCAAUGGCUAACCAUUCUCACCCUCGCUUGGGUAUGGAUUGGAGCCACCAAUGUACGGAGCACGCCACCCGGUGCCGCUUCAUCGUAUCGUCCAAGCGAUGAUACUCGCUGGGCUGGUGAUGGGGCUCUGCCCUUUGCCAGGGCAACCGGGCAACCGUGCGACGACCGUGUGUCGCCGUUGCCGUAGCGGCCGCAAUCGCCGCCGCCACCGUCUUCGUCGUCGGUGGGCCGCGCUACGCUCUGAGAACCCGUCGACGGCUACACGACCGUAAUCACACCGCCACAGACUUGCCAGUCAGGUACCAUAAUGCUUAGAUGACCUCG